Messenger RNA from Ylistrum balloti, 3014 nucleotides. RefSeq names its product rabphilin-3A-like. The transcript is spliced from 17 exons. The coding region runs from base 211 to 2121 and encodes 636 amino acids. Gene Ontology annotation, cellular component: membrane. Lineage: Eukaryota; Metazoa; Mollusca; Bivalvia; Pectinida; Pectinidae. Gene Ontology annotation, biological process: intracellular protein transport. The record is from RefSeq and is a predicted model, not a curated record. Gene Ontology annotation, molecular function: small GTPase binding.
ACUACCCGACAGAAGCGGGGAAGCGCAGUGAAGAGCUGGUUCUAAAGGCUCCUACACACCAGGGCAACAGGCUGUGUUAGAGCAGUUUGGUGCACUGAGCCGAGGCUGUGUGUCGUCUGUGUGUCUUGGUGUUGCUAAUCUGUGUUUUAGCGGGGCUGUGCUGCCCAAAACAGAUUAAGGUGGUCAAGUUCCUACACUUAUUUGGACAGAAUGGAUCGCUGGACAUGUCCAAAUGACCGUCAGCUAGCCUUGCGUGCCAAACUUGGUACUGGCUGGUCUGUUCACACCAAUCGACUUGGCAUGUUCAACAAGGGAGAUAACCUUAGCAUUGAUGAACAAGAACAUAUCAUGAACGUGAUAUGUAAGGCCGACUUCCUGGAGCGUAAUGAACAAGAGCGUAUUGGGCGCCUGGUGGAGAAGUUAGAUAAUAUGAAGAAAAAUGCCAUAGGUAAUGGCACUACACAGUGUAUUCUUUGUGGUGAUGAGUUUGGACUCCUUGGGGCCUCCCCUACAUUUUGCGAUGACUGCAAAAAUGCUGUGUGCACCAAGUGUGGAAUUGACACUUAUAAUUGUCACAAGCUACCACUCUGGCUGUGUAAGAUCUGCAGUGAAAACAGAGAGGUUUGGAAAAGAUCUGGAGCCUGGUUCUUUAAAGGUCUUCCAAAGUAUACAAUACCUGAAAAGAAGACAAUGGAGGCUACAAAGGUCACCACAAGUAAAGGUCGUUCAGAAUCCCGAGGUGUUCAUAGGGGGCAGCCUGGUUCUACACGUAAUUAUAACACAUGGAGCAGAGGACGAGGGAGCCAUGCCUAUGGUGAAAGUAGUGAACAGGAUUCUGAAAGUAGCUCCGAAGAUGAGAUUAGUAUUGGCAAGCGCAAGAUUGGUCGCAACAGGGGGGAUUCAGCAGAAAGUGAUAAUAUCAGCAUCACUAGUUCAGCCAGUGGUCAGUAUUAUAGUGGACAUAAUCCAAAGGAGAUGCGUGGCAGUGUGACCAGUAGUAAUUAUCAUGGUGGCCAGCUUAGUGCCACUGAGAGUAGCCGUGGUGACGACCUUCAUGAGGAUACAGACAGUGAAAGUGUUGGAGAGUUCAGUAGACAGGGAUCAACACAGUCACAUGACCUCCCCCUGAUACAGGCGACAAGGGGACGACAAGAUGAAGAUCACAGCAUUGAUAACGCCUUUUCCAAGUAUGCACAUGAUGAGCACCAGGAGGAUUUUUAUGCGGGCUCACCCUCCUCUCCAGAGAGUGAUGGAGUAUCUCUCGGAGCUCUGGAAUUCUCACUGUUGUAUGACUCUGCAGCCAAUGCUCUUCAUUGCACUAUUGUCCGAGCAAGGGGGCUCAAAGCGAUGGAUUCCAAUGGUUUGUCAGAUCCCUAUGUCAAACUUCAUACACUUCCUGGCGCAAGUAAGUCAAACAAACUAAGAACCAAAACAAUCCAUAAGACACUGAACCCGGAGUGGAACGAGACUCUUACCUACUACGGCAUCACUGAAGAUGAUAUGCUGAAAAAAACUUUGAGACUUGCAGUGUUGGAUGAGGAUGCUUUUGGUUAUGACUUUAUUGGGGAGACACGGGUACCUCUGAAGAGACUACGAGCUGGCCAGACCAAACAUUUCAAUGUGUACUUAGAGAAGCAGCUUCCGCUGGAGAAGGAUGAUGAUCUGAUGUCUAAUGACCGAGGCAAAAUUCUUGUGUCCCUACGCUACAUCUCUGUCAAACAGGCUCUUGCCGUCGGUGUAGUGCGAUGUGUUGAACUGGCAGCCAUGGACAGCAAUGGUUACUCUGAUCCAUAUGUUAAACUAUAUUUGAAACCUGAUCGAGACAAGAAGUCAAAGUUCAAAACGGUAGUGAAGAAGCGUACACUGAACCCAGAAUACAACGAGGAUUUCCUGUACGAGAUAAAACUACCAGAGCUGGCAAAGAAGACACUGGAGAUUACAGUGUGGGAUAAAGACAUCGGCAAGGCCAAUGACUUCAUAGGUGGUGUUCAGUUAGGAAUCAACUCAAAAGGGGAAAGGCUCAAACACUGGUUUGACACACUAAAGAAUCCAGACCAGAAAUUUGAACGAUGGCAGAUGUUGUCAGCAGAACUUAUUCCAGAGGUUCAAUUAACAUCUUGAUAUCUUUGUGAUCCUGCAUGUAUCGAUGUUGUCAGUUUUGUGAUUAUAGAUUGUCUUUUGCAAUGAACUACGUUAAGGAUUCAGCGUCAUUCAUUGACAACUGACAAGAACCAUCCUGACGGCUGUUAUGCCUGAGUGUGUAUUCCAUCUUGAGAAGACCAGGAUGUGCCGUGUGGUGUGUCACGUACCAGAAGUAAUAUGUCACUGCCAUAUAUAUUUUAACCUCUGACCUUUCAUAAGGAAAAACUGUAAGAAAUCAGAUGUACCUUUUGGUGUACCACAGUUAGGCAGUACAUUGUGGACAAAGGUUAGGCAGUACAUUGUGGACCACAGUUAAGCGGUACGUUGUGGACCACAGUUUAGCGGUACGUUGUGGACCACAGUUAGGCAAUACAUUGUGGACGACAGUUUUACAGUAUGUUAUGGACCACAGUUAGGUAGUACAUUGUGGACCACAGUUAGGCAGUAUGUUAUGGACCACAGUUAGGUAGUACAUUGUGGACCACAGUUAGGCAGUACAUUGUGGACCACAGUUAGGCAAUACAUUGUGGACAAAAGUUAGGCAGUACAUUGUGGACCUCAGUUAGGCAGUAUGAUGUGGACCACAGUUAGGCGGUACAUUGUGGACCACAGUUAGGCAAUACAUUGUGGACAAAGGUUAGGCAGUACAUUGUGGACCACAGUUAGGCAAUACAUUGUGGACAAAAGUUAGGCAGUACAUUGUGGACCACAGUUAGGCCGUAUGAUGUGGACCACAGUUAGGCGGUACAUUGUGGUCCACAGUUUAGCAGUAUGUUGUGGACCACAGUUAGGCAAUACAUUGUGGACCACAGUUAGGCAAUACAUUGUGGACAAAAGUUAGGCAGUACAUUGUGGACCAAAGUUAGGCAAUA